AUGGACUUUGCCUCGAAACGACGACGGAGAAGACGAGUUGCCGACGAGAAUCGCAAAAGGGCACCCCGAGCAUGCGAUCGCUGCAAGGCGAGGAAAAGCAAGGAGAAAUCGGCUUCUGUUCAAGAUACUGCGUCAAGUGACCUCACUGAACCUGGUAUAGCCGGUGCAUCAAGCAACAGUCAAUCCCAAGUAUUGCAAGAUGAUGUCAGUCACAAUGAUCCGCUAUCUCCAGCAUCGGUUUUGUCCCAAAGGCUCGCCGAACAUGUUGUUGCAGGUCAAUCCAAAAGGGUCCCCUGGCCAAACAUCCUCUCCCGUCUGAGGGAGGCUUUCUCGCUAGAUCCAGAUGCUGCUCCCGAGGAAAGGGACAUGGGCAUAAUGCAAGCCAAUAUGACGCGUCCAAAGGCGCUUCAUCCAUCCGAGGUGGCACGUUUGCAUGCAGCGAUUGACGCAUUUCCCCCACGGCAUAUCGCCGACUUUUUGCUUUCGGUAUUCAUUAAACAUGCAACGGAUACAUUCUUCUACUUUGACCAGGACCAAAUAUUAUCCGAGAUUGACCAAUUCUACAUGGACACCACCUCACCAUUGAGAUCUGACUUGAGCUUUGUCUGUCUGGUAAUGGCGACAUUUGCGCUAGGCAGUCAAUGGACGCCACUAGAAAGACCAGAUGAAUUUGCAGUCAGCUUGCAUCGAGAAAAUGAUGAUUUAGGUCAGGUAUUCUAUACUUACGCCAAAACGCUUAUUCCCGACCUGAUUGACCGGCCCUGUCUCCGAUCCAUUCAAGCGCCUUUCUUGUUAGGUGUCUACCUAAUGCCAGCAAGUGCCAUUGGAUCAUCCUAUAUCUAUAUGGGUUUGGCUUUGCGCAAAGCGUUGGCAUUUGAUCUUCAUCUCAACCCAGAGGAUCAAGCAGUCGAUGACCGGGAGAGAGAAGUCCGAUGUCGGUUAUGGUGGUCAAUCUAUUCUCUCGAGAGGUGUACCACGGUUAAAUUAAGCAGGCCUCGCUCUAUUGAUGUCAAUGUAGUGAAAGUGCCACAUCCAUCGCCUCUUCCAGCACUGGAUCGCCUACAAACAUACAACAACAUUCAGUUCCAGAUGGCGUACACUCGUUUAAUCAAGAUCCUGGAUCGAGUUGCAGAACCGGAUGCUGUCACCGAAGCAGAAGAGCAGUCAGAAUCCAAAGGUCUGGCUUCCGAUCUUCGACAGUGGAAGAAGUCCUUACCACCAGACUUCAAACUUGAUAACAUCAACCCAAAAGACUCAAGAUACCGCACGAUCUUCCAUCUCUAUUUGAAUUAUUACUACGCGUGGAUAACCAUGGGAAAAGUCGCCCUUGUAACCGUUGCUCGAACGAGCCUUCGCUGUCAUAUGUUUCCUACGUCGCGCCCUCCUGACCCAAGCGAGGCCACCUUGAGACAAUCCCGGUAUUGUGCAAAGGCAGGCAGAAAACUUCUCCUAUUGUUUGAGAAUCUGACGCAAACUCGCAACAUCACUCGCUUCUCCUUCACGGACUUCCAGGGAUGCAGUAUUGCGACGAUCGUGACACUAGUGGCUGGAAUCACGGAACGCGAUUCAGGAUACAAUGCUCGAGUGAAAUUUGGUCUAGAUUGCCUUCGGAGAAUGGCAACUGGCAACACAACAGCCAAACUGGGGGUGAAGUUUGUUGAGGCCGUGCAGUCGAUAACAAACGAGGCUGCGGAGAAGCUCCAUCGAGCAUCUUCCAUGGUCAAUGAAACGCAGAAUGUGCAAACCUCGGCUGGAUCGGAUUACAACCAAUGGGCUGAAUGGCUUACCAGGUUGGAACGCUCCCAAAUACUGGAGCAAAGAGUGAUCCAUGAGGUAGAGCCCGAUGUGCCAUUUUCACAUACUGCACUGCACCCAUCACAGUCAAACCAGAAUACGACUGAUUGGAGGACGGCUGGUGAACAGUAUAUAUCGGAAAGCUCACUCCCGCAAAAUCUAGCACAUGACUCAACCAUUUUGCGGGAAUUCCAGUCUAUCGAGUGCGACCUUUUGUCGGGACUCCAGAGUGAUGAUCAAACUUUUCUCAUGGGGUUGACUGGGCUUGAUGUCCUAGAUUUCUCUGGGUUUACAUAA
Penicillium expansum is the source of this 2091-nucleotide messenger RNA. Its product is annotated as fungal specific transcription factor domain-containing protein. The coding region runs from base 1 to 2091 and encodes 696 amino acids. Gene Ontology annotation, biological process: DNA-templated transcription. Gene Ontology annotation, molecular function: zinc ion binding; DNA binding. The record is from RefSeq and is a predicted model, not a curated record. Lineage: Eukaryota; Fungi; Ascomycota; Eurotiomycetes; Eurotiales; Aspergillaceae. The transcript has 6 exons.